Molecule: messenger RNA, 986 nt
Organism: Phytophthora nicotianae INRA-310
Lineage: Eukaryota; Oomycota; Peronosporomycetes; Peronosporales; Peronosporaceae
Exons: 1
Coding region: 171-803 (210 amino acids)
Source: RefSeq, a predicted model, not a curated record
GCUGCUCAACCGUUGCAGCAUACUACAUGUAGUACCGCCGAUUAGUCGAAUACUCGGCUAUAACUCGGGGAUUGUGGGUUCCCCACGACGUACACAGCAGUCGUGACGAGCGCCUUCCAGCUCAUUUACUAAUCGACCAAGCUUCAGACACCGCUCCUCCUCAAAACACCAUGUUGAAAGGGCUCGCCGGUGACUUGUCAGGCGCGGGUGACGUGUGCCACGUGAUGCACGAGUUCUCCAAGUGUCUGGCUAACCAAUACUUACUACCCAGCGAGAGCAUCAUGUUCUCCAUGCAGUCGACCAAGGAGGAGUUCACAUUCACGAACCACGCUCUGCUCAAGAUCGCCGGUAGCAACUCCACCACGACGCGUAAGCUCACGGAGCGCUUCGAUUACCGCAACGAGACCAUCACGUCGGUGCAAUUCGAGACUGCAGGACUCGUAGAUCGCGACUGUGAAAUCAAAUUUAAGAUUGGCGGUAAAUCGGUGUCUAUUGACGUGGCCAAAGCGGAGCAGGCCGAUGCUCAGGACUUUUACAAGGUGCUGGAGAUGCUGAGUCGCCGACAGAUUCAAAACAACCGCGCGUGGGAGCAUGGCUGUCUGGCGCUCAAAUAUUCCAGCGAGGCGAUGUAUUUGACGGAAAACAGUGGCCAGACGCUCAUCAAGCAGACCGACGAGACGUCCACAUGGAUCGGCGAGCUCUACAAGCGCACCCAUCCACUCUGCUACCGCGAAUUCAUCACCGGAGCCUUCCAGGAACUCAAACUCGUCGACAAGAUGGAGCGCUUCCAGAUACAACAGUAGCAAGACUACUAGGAUAGUUACCUACUGUAGCAAGAGAAUACCUCUAUGAACCAGCACUGCAUUUCCAACCUGUUCAAGUGGAGCGUAGCCAUCUGUUGACUUACGUGUUGACUUAUGAUGGGGGUUGCUUUUUUCAACACAUCAGUUGCAAUUUCAGGUCAUUGUUGGUGUGUACACACUAGG